Molecule: messenger RNA, 498 nt
Organism: Acanthosepion pharaonis
Lineage: Eukaryota; Metazoa; Mollusca; Cephalopoda; Sepiida; Sepiidae
Source: the annotation of a GenBank genome assembly
AUGGUCUGUUCAUAUCUAUCUAUCUAUCUAUCUAUCUAUCUAUCUAUCUAUCUAUCUAUCUAUCUAUCUAUCUAUGUAACUUUUGUGUUCAUCUCUAUCCCAGACUUCGUAUCUAUCCCAGAAUUUUUUCACCCAUUUAGUCGCCUUUCUUUCUUUCUUUCUUUCUUUCUUUCUUUCUUUCUUUCUUUCUUUCUUAUUCCCGCAACAGCAUCUAAUAAUAAUAAUAUUAUUCACUCUCGUUCUUUCCCUCUAAGCGAUUUGGGCAACAACUCUCUACCUCACCGUCUUUAUCAUACUGACGCAUUCGUUUUUGCUCCAUUUUGUCUUCUUCGUUUUUGGCUGCACCUUCCCAGUGUAACGAAACACCUACUCAUCUACUCCUUUGCAGGUAUAGACAUCAACCCCCCACCCGCCCAUCGCAUCUGUCAUUACCUCCUUCAUAUGCAUUUCGCACUCUUCUCUCAACUCCCACCCACCACUUCGUUUUGGUUCGUUUAG